GGGCAGAACAGUGAGGUGAAGCAAAGGGCCGAGCUCACUGUUUUGGCACGGCCGGGUCGAGGCUGUUCUGGGCACGGGCACGAUUCUUUUUGUCCUACAUUCUUAUCUCGUAAUGGUACAGUACUGGCCCUGUCUUCCUUCCAGCAGGGUGGUUACCGUGUUUUUGUUGGUUACUUUGACCAGAGGAGUGGUGUACAGCAUUACAGAAGACUCAGGAGAAGUUCUUUAGGGUAUUCUUGAAAAUUGUGCUUGCAGGCAAUUUGCUUGUGACCCAAAUUCUUAACUCGCAAUACGACUGGUGUGACCUUGGGGUUUUAUUCCAGAAGGGUGAUUUUAGUGCUUUCUUUGUUAAUAUUUGACCUGAAAUAAUGUACAGCAUUCCUGGAUCUAAAGAAUGCACAUGAUAGGGAAGUACUGAGAGAUGUUGCGUCUCAUAACCCUUGACAUGACCAACACCAUCCUCAAGUUUCGAAAGCCUCCUGGAGAGCAGUAUGCAGCUGUAGCAAAACUCUAUGGACUGGACUCUGAUCCUCUUAAGCUCACCCAGGCCUUCAGGUUGAGCUUCAAACAACUUGAACACGAGGCACCAAACUUCGGCGUAGGAGGCAUCGGUUGGCAGAAGUGGUGGCUAGGUGUGGUGAGGCGCACCUUCACGUCUGCUGGCUGCUGCGCUGACUCCUCCAGUCUUGAUACCAUUGGCCACCACCUCAUCAGACAUUUCUCUGGUGGAAAUGCUUAUGAGCUCUUUGAAGGCAGCACUACACUGUUAGAGGACAUAAGAGGAAGAGGUGUUGUGCUUGGUGCCAUAUCCAACUCUGAUGAGAGGUUAGAGGGUAUCUUGCUCCAUCUGGGAGUGAGACAUUAUUUUGACUUUGUCCUCACUUCUUAUGCAGCCAAAGUUGCCAAGCCAGAUCCAAGGAUUUUCCAGCAGGCAUUAUCAUGUGCAGGAAACAACAUUACCUCCUCAGAGGCACUUCACAUAGGUGAUGACCUUCAGCGAGACUACCUGGCAGCACAGAGGUGUGGGUGGCAGAGUGUGCUGGUGUCCAGCAAGCUGCACCAGGUGUGUCGAGAGGCAGGGGUGACUGUGGAUGAUGCUUCGAUGGUCACCUGCCUCACUGACCUGCAUUCACUCCUAGACAGAUACACAACAUCAUAG
This is a messenger RNA of Portunus trituberculatus (swimming crab), 1159 nucleotides long. Its product is annotated as haloacid dehalogenase-like hydrolase domain-containing protein 3. Bases 422 to 1159 code for a protein of 245 amino acids. Lineage: Eukaryota; Metazoa; Arthropoda; Malacostraca; Decapoda; Portunidae. The record is from RefSeq and is a predicted model, not a curated record. The transcript is spliced from 4 exons.